CAGCGCUACAGUUAGUCUCAUUACAGUAGCAGAUACAAUCACGUUUCCCCUUCUUGUGUCAUUACAAUAAUUUUAAACUGUGACAGGGGAUCAGAGAGCUGAAGAUGAUUGAAGGAUGAACGUCUUCAAGAUGGACAGCAACACUUCAGCAGCAGGAGACGAGCUGAAAGACUUGCAGGCCGUCAACAACAGCAUCGUUCGGACUCUGCUGCCCGCCAUCGCCUACCUCUCCGUGUUGAUAGUCCUCGGACUGAGCGGUAACCUUCUGGUCAUCUAUGUUUUUGCUUUCAGAACCAAGACCACUGUUCAACAUUUCUAUUUCAUAAGUUUGGCUGUGUUUGACCUCUUCUGUUGCUUGAUCUCAAUGCCAGCAGAGAUUGCAGACAUUGUGUUUUUCUACAUGUAUGAGUCUGAGUGGGCUUGUAAGAUUCUUAGAUUUUUUGUUGUCUUUACAACUCUGAAUUCUAGUAUCACACUUGUGGCUAUAUCUAUAGACAGAUACAGAAAGAUCUGCAAGCCAACCAAAAGGCAGAUCACUCUUAAAAAAGCAAGAUUGUCUUUGAUCCUCAUCAUCGGAGGUGCCCUGCUAUUUUCCUGGCCAGCCCCGCUACUUUACGGCAUUAGUAUUGUCGAUACCAGCGUCACUGACCUAAAAGGCCAUGACUGCACGUUCGCCGAUGCCUACAAGGGCACUACGAUCCCAGUCAUAUACAACUCGGCCUUGUUCUUCGGGUUCGUGGUGGAGGUCAUCGUCAUGGUUGUCCUCUACGCCUUGAUUCUUGUGGAGCUCAGAAGGCACAGCCGAUACGUCAAGACAAUUAGGAAGCAACCAGCUCGGCUUAAUGCUGAGACAACGGAAAGUUAUCACUCUUCAUUUCACUGUAGCAGUGUAGCAAGUGCAGAAGACCUGGCGUUAAGUCGCAGCGUGGAGGAUUACGCUGAUCGUUUGACUCAAAACAUAUUUCAGGACCUCUUUGCGCGCUCAGCUUCAAUGAACCAUUUGACAGCUCUUGCACUUGGAGACCAUGUCAUGAAUGAUAGAAACGAGUCGCUCUUAUCGCCGAAAUGUGUCAAAACUGAUGAAAACAAGGCCGAAAUAUCGCCAAUACUGAAUACAUUACUGUCACUUAGAGUCACUUCACUAUCUACAACAUCUGGCGACACAACUAUGUCGGAGUAUUCCGCGUCCUCCCAUAAAGAUCUCAAUCCUACCGUGAUGCCCCCAUCAUCGUCCACCUCUACGGGAAUAUCAGAAACUGGGUCACACAAGAAAACUGCUAAAAGAAGAAAAAAACGCAACUACAAAUCUAUCGGGGCCAAAACAACUUUGAUCGCAUUCCUGGUGACGGUGGUGUACAUCUUGAGCUACCUGCCCCACCUGAUUAUCCAGGUAGCCAAACUGAUUCACCACCUCGAUGACAACAAAGGGCCGAUAGUUUUGUACAACAUUGUCAUCAGGUCGUUCUUUCUCAGCUCUGUCGCCAACCCAGUGAUUUACGCAACGUUUAACUUCCGGUUUAGGGCCGAGCUGAAGGAGCUGUUCUGUCAACUGUGUCGUCGGCUGUAAGAAAAGAGACAAAGAAUAAGAGACUACCUUCACAUAUGUGGAACACUUUUAUGAACAGGACUGUCUCGGUUAGUGUUAUAAUGAGUUGACCUAGCGUUGAUCAUUACAACGUUGAAACAGCACAAAAGACACCGAACAAAAAAAAACUGUAAAAAAAGAAAGUUUCCUAUCAACCGUUGUAAAAAAGAAAUGUCAAAUAAUAUAAGGAAAUAUGAAUGAAAUAUUAACAGAACUUUAAGUAGAAAACUAUUGCAUUGUACACAUCGCGAUCCUAUUAUUGUGCGCAGUACAAAUGAAAGGUGUUCAGAGCAAAGUCAAAAAUGUGUUGAACUUUACAAUGAAAUGGGAUCUUUUAGUUUUUUAGUUCUCGUAAAUAAACUACACAUUCUACAUUAAUAACUGUUAUGGAAUCUGUGUGUGCGUGUUUGUAUUGGCUAAUGAUUUCUGAUCUGAGAAAUUCAGAUGCUAGAUAAAAAGGGGUGUAGGGAGGAUGGUCUUUUAACGUUAUAGACGAGAGACCAGAAGUACAUGUGUCUGUAGUAUGAUAAUAACAUGAACAUGGAAGACUAUUGAAGUAGUUUGUUUAAAUUGUUGGAUAUUUCGUUAUUUCAUUUUUGCAUUUAUCUACGUUGAAAUAGAAAACUGUAUAUAUAGGUCAGGUUUAUUUUGUUUUAGAAGAAUUUGUUUUCACCUAUGUUCAAGAUUUAUGUGAAAGUAAGACUUAAGGCCUACAAGGAUGAGCUGGACUAUCUACCUGGGCUAUCUAUCUGGACUAUCUGCCUGGAUCUACAAUCCAUAGAAACUUCUAUUAACACUUGUUUCAUCGUGAUGAGUUCCUGCUAGUUAUUUUAUUUUGUGUGUGUGUUUUCGUAUAUUUAAUUAAGUAUUGAUAACACUUUGGCUACAGACUUCCUUCUUCAGACACUGUAAUGUAGAUCUAGUGUUUAAUUGAUACAAUGAUUAACGAUAUUCCCUUGUGCCUGAAGGAAUCAAUUACAAAUAAUUUUUUGGGGGAAAAUAUUCCAACACUCUGUGGAGUUACGUCCGAGGGAAGUCUCAACUUUUAUGUUCCGAUAACUUCCUGGUCGGCUAGCAUGCAUUUUAAAUGUGGUCUCGAUGGUCAUAGUAUUGAACUAUACCCUCCACCAUCUCCCCCCGUCCUGCAGGAGGUUUGGCCUGGAUGUGAUCAUCUUUAUUCUGAUGUAACAUCCAAAACAUGUAAAAAAAAAGAGACCAACUACUUGGGGACUUAAACCUUCAUCUCAUCUUAUCAUCUCAUCUCAUCUGUCUCUUGAUUUUCGUGGUAGAGGUGCUGUGACAGUUUGCAAAACCUAAUUUCUUCACUUUUUCAGGUCAGCAGCUGUUCUUAGCAGUAUCACCAGAGAGAGGCCGGUCCAUUCCUUGACGUUGUCCAGCCAGCUUUUCUCUUUGGACGACUCGUGCUCCCUCCACUGUACCUUGAAGAAUGACGUUUGAUAGUGAGUCAUGUCUUACAAUAGGACAAUACCAGCUCAGCCUUUCGCCUCUUCCCAGCAUUGAUGUACUUUUUUGCCACCCAGAGUGUUGACUUGUAAAAGUACAAACUCAUUGUCUUCUUUUCUUGGUAUCUGAUACCCAACAUUUGUCUGUAGCAUCUACUCUCAAAGGUUUGGAGUCUUCUUUCAGACUCAGCGUUCAGUGUCCGACUUUCACAACCAUAAAUGAGAGACCAGAAGGGAAGUUGAUGUUGAUCUUCCAGAUUUUCCAUAGUUUGCUCAUGGCAGCGGAUGACAAAUUUAAACGGAUUUUUAUCUCUUUUAUUGAUCCUCCAUCUCUUGUUAUGUUUGACCCUAGGUAUUUAAAUUAAACGUAAUCGUAAAGACUUCGUUAAUUGACAGAACCUUAAAGGUGGUAGUAGUAGCGAUCGCUAUCCUUUCACUUCACCGAAAUUCGAGACUAAAAUCAUAGCUCCCUUUUUAGUAAAUAGAAAAAAUAAGUUUUGGAAUUCGCUCUGUAUCUAGUUCUUUCAAACCAGAUGUUUCACACCAUCUGCCCUAUAGAUUGUAAGGUCUGAAAUACUUAAUAUAUUUCUAUGGGUUCAACUCUUAAGGUGAUGUUGUGUUUUAGCGUCAAAACAUACGGUUUGUAAGCCUUCUCAAUACACGAACCAAAGCUUUGGAGUACGCUCUCUGUUUGAAUUGAGAACACGUAUGUUACUAUAGACAAGAAGAACAUCAAGACCUAACUGUUCACUAUUUAUUUAGAUUGCUUUUGACUUUUUUACGCUUGCUAUUUCUUUGUCUGUUAAUAUAGCGUCUUGUACCUACAUUAUGUUUAUCCACAGCACUACAUCAAUUAAUUGCACAAAGAAAAGUUGGUUCCACAGAGUCUUAAAAGAAAAGCUAUAAUCAUCCGCUUCGUUGUCUAAGAGAGUUAUCAAUAACAAAGGAUGUCAGUUGUGAGUUCUAGACUCUGAGCUUCAUAAAUAGCUAUCAUUUUAAUAGCUGAGUUGUCCAUUAAUUUGAGGCGCCCACUAACUGUGUGUUGAAAGUUAACCAAUCAAUACUACCCCUGUAACUUUGGCAAUACAAAACAUGUCUCACAAUGCAUCAGCCAAUGUCAAAUAGUUUUGGAAGUGUAGAGUAUCUUUUAAUAAACUCUGUAUUUGUCUACGCUUA
Biomphalaria glabrata is the source of this 4224-nucleotide messenger RNA. Its product is annotated as D(2)-like dopamine receptor. The coding region runs from base 116 to 1567 and encodes 483 amino acids. The transcript is spliced from 3 exons. NCBI's taxonomy places the organism in Eukaryota, Metazoa, Mollusca, Gastropoda, Planorbidae. The record is from RefSeq and is a predicted model, not a curated record. Gene Ontology annotation, cellular component: membrane. Gene Ontology annotation, biological process: neuropeptide signaling pathway. Gene Ontology annotation, molecular function: neuropeptide receptor activity.